CUAUGGACGCGGCGCUGAAGCGGAACCGCCCGGAGGAGCCGGCAGAGCUCCCGCCGUCGGCCCGGGACUUGGAGGAGGAGGACGAGGAAGAGGGGAUGGAACAGGGGCUGGAGGAGGAAGAGGAGGUGGACCCUCGAAUCCAGGGAGAACUGGAGAAGUUAAAUCAAUCCACAGAUGACAUCAACAGACGGGAGACUGAACUUGAGGAUGCUCGUCAGAAGUUCCGUUCUGUUCUGGUGGAAGCAACAGUGAAACUGGACGAGCUGGUGAAGAAAAUUGGCAAAGCUGUGGAGGACUCGAAGCCCUACUGGGAGGCACGGAGGGUGGCGAGGCAGGCUCAGCUGGAGGCUCAGAAAGCCACACAGGACUUCCAGAGGGCCACCGAGGUGCUCCGUGCCGCUAAGGAAACCAUCUCCCUGGCUGAACAGCGGCUGCUGGAGGAUGACAAGCGGCAGUUCGACUCAGCCUGGCAGGAGAUGCUGAAUCACGCCACCCAGAGGGUCAUGGAGGCGGAGCAGACCAAGACAAGGAGUGAGCUGGUACACAAGGAGACGGCGGCCAGGUACAACGCGGCCAUGGGCCGUAUGCGGCAGCUGGAGAAGAAGCUCAAGAGAGCCAUCAACAAGUCCAAGCCCUAUUUUGAACUCAAGGCAAAGUACUACGUGCAGCUUGAGCAACUGAAGAAGACUGUGGAUGACCUUCAGGCCAAACUGGCCCUGGCGAAAGGCGAGUACAAGACGGCCCUGAAGAACCUGGAGAUGAUCUCAGAUGAGAUCCAUGAGCGGCGGCGCUCCAGUGCCAUGGGGCCUCGGGGCUGUGGCGUGGGGGCUGAGGGCAGCAGCACGUCUGUGGAGGACCUGUCAGGGAGCAAGCCUGAGCCGGAUGCUGUUUCUGUGGCCUCCGAGGCCUUUGAAGAUGACACCUGCAGCAACUUCGUAUCAGAAGACGACUCGGAAACCCAGUCGGUAUCCAGCUUUAGUUCAGGGCCCACAAGCCCAUCGGAGAUGCCUGACCAGUUCCCUGCAGCUGUGAGGCCUGGCAGCCUGGAUCUGCCCAGCCCCGUGUCUCUGUCAGAGUUUGGAAUGAUGUUCCCGGUACUGGGCCCUCGCAGCGAGUGCAGUGGAGCCUCCUCCCCUGAGUGUGAGGUGGAACGAGGAGACAGGGCAGAAGGGGCAGAGAAUAAAACAAGUGACAAAGCCAACAACAACCGAGGCCUCAGCAACAGCAGCGGCAGUGGCAAGAGCCAAAGUAGCACCGCCCGCGAGGGCCAGGCCUUGGAGAACAGGAUGAAACAGCUCUCCCUCCAGUGCUCGAAGGGAAGAGACGGGAUUAUUGCUGACAUAAAAAUGGUGCAGAUUGGCUGAUCCAUCCAAAGCCCUGGCCCAAGUGCAUAGCAGUAUUUAUACACAAAACUGUAUGGAGAACAUUGUGCCAAUAAUCAUUUAAUAUAUGCCAAAUCUUAAGCGUUUACUCUAAACUGCACUAAUGAAGUUGUGACCUUGAGGGCUUAAGAGUUUUCUUCUGGGAGAGAGCUCUUGGGCUGGUUUUUCAGAGCAGAGGCGUUGUUGCAGUGGACUGUGACCAGGGUCACAGCCUUUGUGGAAUAUUACCCGUAACAGUGUUAUGGAAGCAAUAACUAGUUCCUGUGAAAGAACCCAAGCCAGGAAAGGGCCUGGGAAGCUGAGCCAAACUGGGGUCAACAGCUUGCUUCUCUUUCCCUUCUUUGACCCUCAAUUUGGGAAAAUGGAGAUGGUGUCUCCUUUAUAUCCCAGGGGAUCGAAAUGAAAAAAAAAAAAAGAACAAACUCAAAUAUUCAGAACACACCUUUCUGGGCCAGCGAAGGCUUAAAAAAAAAAAAAAAGAAA
This is a messenger RNA of Enhydra lutris kenyoni (northern sea otter), 1865 nucleotides long. RefSeq names its product SH3 domain binding protein 5. Gene Ontology annotation, biological process: intracellular signal transduction; negative regulation of protein tyrosine kinase activity. Bases 3 to 1364 code for a protein of 453 amino acids. The transcript has 9 exons. Lineage: Eukaryota; Metazoa; Chordata; Mammalia; Carnivora; Mustelidae. Gene Ontology annotation, molecular function: protein kinase inhibitor activity. The record is from RefSeq and is a predicted model, not a curated record. Gene Ontology annotation, cellular component: cytoplasm.